This is a messenger RNA of Adineta steineri, 477 nucleotides long. The record is from the annotation of a GenBank genome assembly. NCBI's taxonomy places the organism in Eukaryota, Metazoa, Rotifera, Eurotatoria, Adinetida, Adinetidae.
UUAGAACAACUCGUUGAUGAAUUAUCCUUGCCAAUGAACAAAAUAUCGAAUUGGUUUCAUAAUGCCCGAAUGAGAACUAAACCUAAUACGUAUAUGAAAGAUAUAAAUAAAAUAUCUUCGACGCCUUUAACUGAUAAUAAUGAUGACGAUGAUGAUGAAGAUAAUACUUUACCAGCAAUUGUACCCUUAAAUAAUUCAUGGUUUAAUACGACAAAUGAUUCAGAUACUUCGACUAGUCCAGUUAGUUUAGCAACAUCAUUAACAAAUAUUAUCUCUUUAAUCGACGAACAAAAGCCUACUCUUUCGAUAUCUACAUUUAGUUCAAGUAGUAAAAAACGAAAAUCUAUUCCACAAAAAAUUAUUACUACGAAAAAACUACAUAAUAAAUUAAUAACUGAGAAUGAUAAUUAUAAUGACACAAUACUAUCAAAUCAAACAACGAAUGAAUCAACAAAUUCUGUUGCUACUAAUACUUAA